GUACUUCACUUGUCUUGAGAGUCUUUUCUGUGUCUAAUUAAGCAAGAAGAAAGGUUGGCUGCUAGUGGAAUUCUUCAACUUGGCCAAAUGAAAUCAAACCCAAAACCACCUUCCUUCUUUAAAGUUAUGUUCAAUGGUUUCACUGAGACCAUGAGAAUUCCACCGGCAUUUAUGGAGAAUUUUGAAGGGGGCGUGCCCCUCAUCUUCAAACUGAUAUGUGCUGAUUCUAGGAAGUCAUGGUUUGUAGCAACGGAAGGGAAGGAAGAAGGCUGCUUUUUUGGCUCCGGAUGGUCCAAAUUUGCUGUAGAGCAAAACUUGGAAUUGAAGGAUUUUCUAGUUUUUAAGUUAGUGGGUACCUCCACUUUUGAAGUGGAGAUAUAUGGCCGAACCGCCUGUAAAAAGAACACUACUCUUGCUGCUAAGAGGCAUGAUGAUGGAGUCCAUUCUCCGGCAGAGAGAGCAAGAGAAGUGAAACCCAUAAAACAACACACUGCAAAACGCAAGAAACCAAAAGGUGCUGGUAGAAUGGCUUGUGCUGCUGUUAAAAGGGCAAGAAUACUUCCCAAGAAGGUGGAGAUGGAUGCAGGACCUAAGGAAUCUUCAUUUCAGUUAGUAUUGAAGCACUACCACAAAUCCUACAUUACUGUUCCAAAGAAAAUUGCUCGAGAAACAGGGCUGAGGUACAAGGCAAAGACAGUGAUUAAGAACUCGGAGGGGAUAACCUGGGGUGUUGACAUUAGUGUUUGGAAAUCAGGACAGAUUUGUUUGAGUACAGGAUGGUCUGAUUUUUGGGCAGCCAAUGGACUGGAUGUUGGCACUACUAUUUUGCUGCUAUUCAGUGGGGGUUCAGGUAAUGAAAUUGACGUUCAGAUCCUCAACAGAAGAGAUGGGAAUAAUAGUGGAUCAGCUGGAGAAAUCAUCUCAACAUCAAUUGAAAGGGCAAGAAAAUUUCCCAAGAAAAUGCAGAUGGAUGAAGAACCUGGGGACUCCUCUUCAGUUCAAUUCGUUUUGAAGGACUACCAGAGAUACAAUAUUUUUCUCCCGAGGAGAUUUGCUCAAAACACGGGGUUGCGAUGGAGGACAAUGGCAGUGAUUAAGGAUCCGAAAGGGAAGGCCUGGGACAAGCGGGCACUACUAUUUUGCUGCAAUUCAGUGGUGGCUCAGGCAACGAAAUUGACGUGCAGAUUCUCAACAGAGGAGAUGGGAAGAGCUGAGUUAGAGAAAGCAUCUCAACACCAAUUAAACCGGAAUUCUAAUCUUUCUGUUUCUGCCUGAGUUGGAUUCUUCAAACUUUUGCAAAUGAAUCCAAAACCAAAAUCAUUUGGUAUGGUUCUGGUCGGUGAUUUCCCCGAGUCUCUGAGACUACCGGCGGAAUUUAUGAAGGAUUUUGAAGUAAGUCUUCCACACAUUUUCUACCUGAUGUCUGAUUUAGGCGAGUCUCAACUAGUGAUCAUGCAAGAGAAGGAUAGAGGCUGCUUCUUCACCUUGGGAUGGUCGGACUUCGUUAAAGAUCAAAACUUGCAGUUCGGUGAUUUGUUAAUUUUCUAUUUUGUUGGUAACUCUACAUUUGAAGUUGCAAUAUACGAUCGAACUACCUGCUGCAAAAAGAAAACAAGUCUUGAAGCCAAGAGGCAUGGAGAUACUGGAGAUGGAGAUCAGCUUGCAGCCAAAGCGAACCCCAAAGAAGAACCCAGCAAAAAACAUAGAGUUUCUAAGAGAACGAUUCGUGGUGAGGUUAAGAGGGCAAGAAAUGGUCAGAAAUGUUCAGCUCAAAUUCUUCUGAAGAAAUAUCAUUCAUCUUCUAUUGUUCUUCCUGCAGAAUUUGCUAAAGAGGCAGGGUUGAGAAAGAAGAAAGGUACGGCGCUUAGGGAUUCGGCAGGAAAGGAGUGGCCAGUUUCCAUAUCCUUUAACAAGGGAGCAGGGCAAGGGCAGACCCGAUUUACCACUGGAUGGAAAGAUUUUUGGGCAGCGAACAGACUAGUUGCUGGUACUACCAUUUCGUUGCAGUACAGUGGCGGCGCUGGUGAUGCAAUCGACGUUCAAAUCCUAGGGCCUAGAGGAGGAGAUUUGAGUGGCGGGACUGGACAAGGUCUCCAAAGACUAGUUAAACAGGAACUCUAAUCCAUCUACUUCCGCCCUCUGUUCUUGAACACCUUUUUGUGGGUCUACUAAGUAUUGACUCUGUAAAAAUUUAAGUUUUUUCGGGUAGGUUACUGCGAAGACUAAAAUGUUUAAUGUAAUUUAUGGAGUCCUAUUUGUCUAUCCUCUGUUUUUUUGUAAGGUUAAAGUGCAAUUUCCAGAUGUUAUGGUAACCUGGUUAAUUAGUUGUUAUUAUAUGAAAUUAUGAAUAUUCAAAUAACUUUAAUAUUUUUUU
This is a messenger RNA of Rubroshorea leprosula, 2374 nucleotides long. NCBI's taxonomy places the organism in Eukaryota, Viridiplantae, Streptophyta, Magnoliopsida, Malvales, Dipterocarpaceae. The record is from the annotation of a GenBank genome assembly.